Eptesicus fuscus (big brown bat) is the source of this 1896-nucleotide messenger RNA. It is a transcript of the gene PTK6, whose product is annotated as protein tyrosine kinase 6. The coding region runs from base 1 to 1353 and encodes 450 amino acids. The record is from RefSeq and is a predicted model, not a curated record. The transcript is spliced from 8 exons. Gene Ontology annotation, molecular function: signaling receptor binding; ATP binding; non-membrane spanning protein tyrosine kinase activity. Lineage: Eukaryota; Metazoa; Chordata; Mammalia; Chiroptera; Vespertilionidae. Gene Ontology annotation, biological process: cell differentiation; protein phosphorylation; cell surface receptor protein tyrosine kinase signaling pathway. Gene Ontology annotation, cellular component: extrinsic component of cytoplasmic side of plasma membrane.
AUGGCGUCCCGGGCCCAGGCGCACCUGGGCCCCAAGUAUGUGGGCCUCUGGGACUUUAAGGCCCGGACCGACGAGGAGCUCAGCUUCCAGGCAGGAAGUCUCUUCCACGUGGCCAGGAAGGAAGAGGAGUGGUGGUGGGCCACACUGCUGGACGCGGAGGGCGGGGCCCUGGCUGAAGGCUAUGUGCCUCACAACUACCUGGCCGAGAGGGAGACUGUGGAGUCUGAGCCGUGGUUCUUCGGCUGCAUCUCCCGCUCAGAAGCCUUGCACCGACUGCAGGCAGACGGCACGGAGCCCGGGGCCUUCCUGAUCAGGGUCAGCGAGAAGCCGGGCGCCGACUAUGUCCUCUCAGUGCGGGACAGGCCGGCCGUGCGGCACUACAGGAUCUGGAGGUGUGCUGGCCGGCUGCACCUCAGCGCAGCCGUGUCCUUCCCCAGCCUGGCCCAGCUCGUGCGCUACCACCGGGCACACAGCCUGUCCACAGGCCUGCGGCUGACCGUGCCCUGUCGGAAGCACGAGCAGGAGCCCCUGCCCCUCUGUGCCGACUGGGAGCGGCCCCGGGAGGAGUUCACGCUCUGCAGGAAGCUGGGGGCCGGCUACUUCGGGGAGGUCUUCGAGGGGCUCUGGAAAGGCCAGGUCCGCGUGGCCAUUAAGGUGAUUGCCCGAGAUGACCUCCUGCACCAGCACACGUUCCAGUCGGAGAUCCAGGCCAUGAAGAAGCUUCGGCACAAGCACAUCCUGGCGCUGUACGCUGUGGCGUCCGUGGGGGACCCCGUGUACAUCGUCACAGAGCUCAUGGCAAAGGGGAGCCUGCUGGAGCUCCUGCGGGAGUCUGAUGCGAAAGCCCUGCCUGUCUUGGAGCUGGUGGACAUUGCCUCCCAGGUGGCCGAGGGCAUGUGCUACCUGGAGUCUCAGAAUUACAUCCACCGGGACCUGGCUGCCAGGAACAUCCUCGUGGGAGAGAACAACAUUUGCAAAGUGGGGGAUUUUGGGCUGGCCAGGCUCAUCAAGGAGGACAUCUACCUUUCCCACGACCGCAACAUCCCCUACAAGUGGACGGCCCCAGAGGCGCUCUCCCGAGGGCACUACUCCAUCAAAUCUGACGUCUGGUCCUUCGGGGUUCUCCUCCAUGAGAUUUUCAGCAGGGGCCAGAUGCCCUAUCCAGGCAUGUCCAACCACGAGGCCUUCACGAGGGUGGACUCUGGCUACCGCAUGCCCUGCCCCCCUGAGUGCCCGCCCAGUGCCCACAGGCUGAUGCUCGCGUGCUGGCACCGGGACCCUGAGCAGAGGCCCUGCUUCCAAGCCCUGCGGAAGCAGCUCUGCAGCUUCACCAGCUACGAGAACCCAAUCUGAGUGCGGGCCUCCCCCGCCUGGAGGUGGCACAGGGCACAACAGCGCCCAGAUCCAGACUAUACACGCAGGGCAGGAAGCUGCGCCCGCCACCAGGGCGCCCUGCUCUGGCCAGAGAUGUCCUCUACGGCCUCUUCUGAGCACCAGCACCAUGCCAGGCCCUCCCACCUGCCUGAUGUGGAGCCAGGCAGGAGCAGGGAGUGGAGCUGUUCCUGGCACUCACCCACAGCCCACCAGCUGUCAGGACCAGUGCUGGGCCCUCCAGGGCAGUACAUGGUGGGAACCUGGGUCUUGGCUGUGCCCUCCCUUUGCCACCUGGCUCCUGCCUGCCCCGACUUCGGGCUGGGAAGACUUCCCAGCACACUCAAACAGGGUGAGCUGGUGGUUGGGCACUGGUGGCUGUCCCCAUCUUCCUGCCACUGCUAUCAGGAGCUGCCUCUGAAGGCUCUGGGGGCCUGGUCUGGGCACGUGCCCAUGCAGCCUUGGGACCACAGGAGAGCCUGGGUAAGCCCCACCCUACCUGGACACUGAGGACAGGACAGAAGU